UCCAGACGCAAACCCAAACCAAGCGAAAAAUAUCCACCGAAUCUCUUCUUUUUCCUGCUCGCGGCCGCGGCGACCGGAGGUAGGCAAGGAAGGAAUCCAAGUCGACGAUGGCGUGCCGAGCCCUCGCGCUCCGCUCCCUGCUCCUCCCCGACCCCCUCCACCACCUGACCCUCCGCGCCGCCGCGUCGGCUCCGGCGGCGCGGUCUCGCUGUGGGCGCCGCCCCCGCCGCGGCCUCCGCUGCUGGUCCAGUGAGAGCGGGGCUGGGGACCCGGGGCAGCCGCCGCAGGAGGCCGUGCUCGAGGCCAUCUCAAAGGUGGCAAUGUCUAAAGGACGGGUUGCACUCACCACAAAUAUGGUGAUAGGUGGCACUGUCAAAGAUGAUUCAGGUGAUGAAUGGCUUAAUCUAGAUCAGAAGGUGAAUUCAUAUCCCACGGAUAGAGGAUUUACAGCAAUUGGUAUUGGAGGUGAAGAUUUUGUUCAUGCAAUGGUUGAUGCUGUUGAAUCAGUUCUUCAAGAGCCAAUUCCCAAGGGCCAAGUCACUCAGAAAAUAUCUUCGAGGGGGAAAUAUGUUUCUGUAAAGAUUGGACCAAUUCGAGUUGUUUCUAGUGAGCAGGUCCAAGCUGUCUACCGCGCCAUGAGAAGAGAUAACAGGAUGAAAUACUUCUUAUGAGCUGCAGCUACGCAUUCCUUAACACAUUUUCCUCCCUGCCAGCUGGAGCUCCGUGAACUGAAGAGGAAUGGCAAUAACAUUUUUGUGACACUUUAGCCCAAAGCAGAAUUGCUCCAUUCCAGACUCCAGAUCAUGCAUACCCUAUGGCGCAACAGAAAGUUUUCCAUUACAGUGUAGUGAUCAUGUUUACUUCAUAUGUAUAUUAAAGGUGCAUGUUAUAAUUUUGUAAUUUGUGGAAACAUGUACGAAAUCUGUAUCCAUGGCAGUUUACUGGUCCCAAAUUCUCAGUACAAGUCUUUUGAGUCC
Lolium rigidum is the source of this 977-nucleotide messenger RNA. RefSeq lists its product as uncharacterized. The record is from RefSeq and is a predicted model, not a curated record. The transcript has 6 exons. The coding region runs from base 108 to 671 and encodes 187 amino acids. Lineage: Eukaryota; Viridiplantae; Streptophyta; Magnoliopsida; Poales; Poaceae.